AUGGCGGUAAUAUGUGAAUCUCAUGCUGCUUGUAGGAGCUACCUUAAUGCUCAAGCCUCGAAGAAUGCAACUUGCAGACCCCUUGUACUUGUGGCUCAAACCCCACAAUGUUGGUCCCCUCCUGCUAAUGGUGUCGUAAAAUUUAAUGUGGAUGCCUCUUGGAAACCGGAGCUUCAUAAGGCAGGUAUUGGAGUGGUAUUACGUGAUUCUAGUGGAGCUUUUGCUGCUGGCCUUGCUGACUCUGUUGAAGCAGAAUGUACCAUUGAAGCUGAGACUCUGGCUAUUUUGGAAGGAUGUAAUUUUGCUAUCCAAAAAGGGCACACUAGAGUAGUCAUUGAAUCUGAUUCCAAAGAGGCCAUAUCUUGCCUUAAUCGUUCAAUCCCAAGAGGUAGGUGGCAGCUCUAUCCAAUCCUUCAUAGCAUCAGGAACUCUUGCUCUACCUUUCAGGAUUGUAACUGGUCAUGGGUCCCUAGGACCGCAAACUUGGCAGCCUAUCACUUAGCCAAGUUAGCUAUGUCGAGGAUGAGCCUUUCUAUUUGGGUCAACAGACCCCCAUCCUCUUUGAUUGGAAUAUUGGACAAAGAUGGUCUUCCUUGCCCCCCAAUUCACAGUGCUUGAGGAAUGCUAGAUCAGAUUUUGAUAUUCUCUGCCCAUCUAUGGCACCGUCUGUUUCUUUCUUUAUCUGGCAUUUCUGCUUUAUCUUGUAUCUUGAUUGGUCUUUGGCUGUGUUGUAUGCGUGCUUGUAGUCCCCUACUAAUUGGACUCCUGCUUAUGUAUUUGCUUGCGCUAUUUGCGCCUUGGUAUUGAUUUCCAGGU
Molecule: messenger RNA, 816 nt
Organism: Prunus mume (Japanese apricot)
Lineage: Eukaryota; Viridiplantae; Streptophyta; Magnoliopsida; Rosales; Rosaceae
Source: RefSeq, a predicted model, not a curated record